AUGGAGCCAAGUGAUCCUAGACUGGUCGAUUUAUGGCCGGCGGGAUCUCAUUCCAAGGAGCAAGAGGCUGUGACUUUGUCCCGCCAGCUUCAGCAAACUGCGAUGGUUUGUCUUUUACAAGAUCAAUUUUUCAUCCGACAUAAGCUCAGCACAUUCGAGGCUUUGCUGAUGGUGAUAUAUAAUCUUUCUCACAAUGAGUCUGUUGAUCAAGGGUGGGCCCUGUUGGGUAUGGCCUUAAAUAUCGGCAUAGCCCUACGGUGCAACGUCGACUCUCAGGGACUUAACCAUCUCGAGACUGAGAGACGCCGACGCUGCUGGGUUGGUAUAUUGACUUUACAUACCUACCAAGCCAUCCUAUUUCGGGAUAUCGACAUGACAUUCCUUCUUGAUAUAAAAACCACAAUGCCCGCAGACGUGAAUGAUGCUGAUAUCACCAAAGAGGGAAUUUCGCGGCCUUCUAGUUCUCCCACCCAGAUGUCUGUGAUGAUGUUCAAAGCUCGACUUUUCCGGAUCUCCACUCAGAUCUGUCACCAUAUAUCUGGUCCUUCACGACUUGAGAUAGAGCCAUUGAAUAAAUUUGAUGCUACAAUCGCCGAGGAACAACAGAGAUGGGACUCCACAUAUCUGGUGGAUGGUGCCCCGAACAUAUUGGAUUCCAGUUACGCCUAUUGGUGCAUUCUACAAACAUAUGCACAUCAACUUUAUCUUCUUCUACAUCGCCCCUUCCGCCAUUCUCAGUCAUCAUACUUCCUUGCAACAUCCAGAGAGAGGUGUAUAGCUUCCAGUGCUGCCUUACUAGGAAUCCAUCGCCAGAUCUACGAAGUUCCACUGCUUCGACCUUAUCUCUGGUUGCUUAGAGGAGUCACGAGUUUAAAGGCACUUCACGCUGCCGUGGCGCUCAAUUCGUGUCUUCUGGAUAUGCCAUCGUCUUUUGAUUCAAGCUCGUACCGGGAGGAGUUAAACUUACUUGUGCUUCGAAUGGAGAGCCUUUCUCGUCGAAGUGCUAUUUGCUUGAAGGCGCAUCGCAUACUUCUUCAAUUACAGACUCAAUUCGGCGCAGAAAAUCCGCAACUACCAAAUUCGGGGACUCGGAUCGAGAGCACAAUUGAAGACUGGACUGAUAUGCGGGAAUGGUUUGGACCGGAUCUUUUUAACUGGAAUUUAGAUAAUGUUGGCAAUCUUCCUGCAGUUUGA
This is a messenger RNA of Penicillium roqueforti, 1194 nucleotides long. RefSeq names its product fungal specific transcription factor domain-containing protein. Gene Ontology annotation, biological process: DNA-templated transcription. The transcript is spliced from 3 exons. Gene Ontology annotation, molecular function: DNA binding; zinc ion binding. The record is from RefSeq and is a predicted model, not a curated record. Gene Ontology annotation, cellular component: nucleus. The coding region runs from base 1 to 1194 and encodes 397 amino acids. Lineage: Eukaryota; Fungi; Ascomycota; Eurotiomycetes; Eurotiales; Aspergillaceae.